Molecule: messenger RNA, 821 nt
Organism: Helicoverpa zea (corn earworm)
Lineage: Eukaryota; Metazoa; Arthropoda; Insecta; Lepidoptera; Noctuidae
Product: trypsin CFT-1-like
Exons: 4
Coding region: 26-796 (256 amino acids)
Biological process (GO): proteolysis
Molecular function (GO): serine-type endopeptidase activity
Source: RefSeq, a predicted model, not a curated record
ACUUGUCAAUCAGCAGUUGGACAACAUGCGUAUUCUUGCAGUUCUCGCCCUUUGUGUCGCAGCCGUCUCGGCUGUACAGAGGACACCUGGUUCGAGGAUCGUGGGUGGCUCACUGACCACUAUCGACCGCUACCCCACCCUCGCCGCUCUGCUGUACUCAUCCAACUUAGUUCAAUACUGGCAAGAUUGCGGUGGCACCAUCCUCAACAACCGAGCUAUCCUCACCGCCGCUCACUGCACUGUUGGUUUCGCAGCCAACCGAUUCCGUAUCCGCGUUGGCUCCACCUGGGCUAACAGUGGUGGAGCUGUCCACAACGUUGCUUCGAACAUCAUUCAUCCACAAUUCAACAGAUGGAACUUAAACAAUGACGUCGCCGUCUUGCGCGUGUCUAACACCUUCUCCUUCAACAACAAUGUUCGCGCUGCUUCCAUCGCUGGUGCCAACUACAAUGUCGGUGACAACCAGGCUGUCUGGGCUGCUGGCUGGGGUGACACUUUCUAUGGUUCAGAGCAGGGUUCCGAGCAGUUACGUCACGUUCAGCUUGCGAUCGUAAAUCAGAACACUUGCAGAAACAACUACGCUACCCGUGGUGUUGUGGUCAACGAGAACAUGUUAUGCGCUGGCUGGGCCACCGGUGGUCGUGACCAGUGCCAGGGUGACUCCGGCGGUCCUCUCUACCACAACGGCAUCGUUGUUGGUGUCUGCUCCUUCGGUAUUGGCUGCGGUGACGCCUUCUUCCCUGGUGUUAGCGCUCGUGUUUCCCGUUACACAUCUUGGAUCUCCUCCAACGCAUAAGAAGUUUAAAUAAAUUGAUAAUUUG